UGGAAAAGCAUGUUCUUGUAGGUCUUACUCUUAAUCGAAAGAAGUUAUAAGACAACUGGGUGACAACUGGUUACCUGAGAAGUAGUCAAUUACAGCGAAAAAUUGAAAGACACUACUUUAUUGUGGAUUUAAAAAACAAAACAGAGGAGAUAUUCACCAAUAUCACAAAUACUCAACAGACACAAUGGCGAUCUCAACAGCCACACUACCUCAAAACGUAUGCCCUAACUUUACUUUUUUUGACGUCAACUUUAAAGAAUACAUAACUGCAGCUGAAGAAGAAAGCAAACGAUUGAAAUACUGCGUGUUUGUUAAAUCUCCACGGUGUAAUACCUCUGGCUUUAUUCAAACUGCAAACUAUUCACUUUUGAGUUUUUUGUCUAGUUUGGAUGUAGAGGCCGAGUGCGAAACUUGGAUUUUUGAGAUGAUUCUUUAUUGUGCUGUUUUGGUGCUGUGUGUAGCUGUAAUGGCAUGUAAUGCAGUAAACAUCAUUUUGUUACUUAGAUUUAAACAGUUAAGGACUGUUACAACAUGGACUUUAUUUAGCCUAGCAUGGGCCGAUAUGCUGUCAGGAUUAAGUCUAUGCUAUGUUGCAGUCACUAAUAUUGUUAUAACUAAAGCGAAAAUGGAUUCAAAUUAUGCCAACCUUGAAUGGGUGGUUGCAAUUAAGAGUCAGGAGGUGCUGUGUUUGUUAUUUUAUGGGCCGGGACUACUUUUCAUGGCCCUGGGGGCUUCCAACUUUUCUCUCCUUUUAAUCGCACUGGAGAAAUACAUCGCAAUAUUCCAUCCAUAUACCUACCCGACCCUGGUCACAUGGCCUAGUGUCAUCAUCGCAACAAUAAGCAUCUGGAUAUUUGCGGGUUUACUUGGAUUGGCCCCAUUAAUGGGGUGGAAUUCAUUCGAUAGAAUAUGUGCAUUCGCGGAGGUGAGUAGCUACAGCUAUACAAUUGUAUGGAGCACUCUAUGCUUCCUAAGUGCAGUUGUCAUCGCUUUGUUAUAUGCCUGUAUAUUUGUGAAAGCGAGGCGCAUCGCUCUGCAGAUUGAAACAAGACUAUCGAUCGGGUCAGAAAUUGCCUUGAAUAAUACAUCAACUAGUUCAGAAAUACAGCAACAAAGGGUGCAGACUCAGCGUCCAAAUUCUGUUGAAAUCGCAUCAACUUUGAGGGAUCGUGCUACGUCCACAAAUUCUAAUCAUCCACAUCAUAAAUAUAGACCAACCAUGAAGAUGAUCAAAACUAUUGCUUUGCUACUGACAUCAUUCUAUGUGUGUUGGAUACCGUUUCUAUUGUAUUUACUUAUCAUGGCAGAGAGGUACUCAAAUACGGCCAUUUUCUUUCUCCUUAUAUGGGCAGAGAUAAACGGAUUGUUCAAUCCAUUAGUAUAUGGCUUAAGACACAGGGAGUCCCAGAAGGCAUUCAAAGAUCUGUGUUGUAUGGCAUGUAAGAAGUGUGAAAAAUUCUGAAUAGAUUUCAGGUAAUUUAGUUGUAAAAUAUGCUCUUCCACAUUUUAAUGUUUAUAUUGGUCAUUUGGAAGGCAAGAGGCUGACAGUGAUCUCUUAUCUUGAAAGCAACUGAAGUUUUUUGUGAAAAUUUAAAACUCAUCAGUUUGAACCGAAAUGAGGUGAAAUAUAGGUGUGUCAUUAAAUUAAUAACACAGGCUCAUAAAGGCUAAAUGUGUACAAUGA
Molecule: messenger RNA, 1684 nt
Organism: Owenia fusiformis
Lineage: Eukaryota; Metazoa; Annelida; Polychaeta; Sabellida; Oweniidae
Source: the annotation of a GenBank genome assembly